CGGCGGCGGGGCUGCGGGGCUGCGGGGCUGCGGGGCCGGGCGGCGGCAUGGCGGAGAGCGAGGCGGAGACCCCCAGCACGCCGGGCGAGUUCGAGAGCAAGUACUUCGAGUUCCACGGCGUGCGGCUGCCGCCCUUUUGCCGCGGGAAGAUGGAGGAGAUCGCCAACUUCCCGGUGCGGCCCAGCGACGUGUGGAUCGUCACCUACCCCAAGUCCGGCACCAGCUUGCUGCAGGAAGUGGUCUACUUGGUGAGCCAGGGGGCCGACCCUGAUGAGAUCGGCUUGAUGAACAUCGACGAGCAGCUCCCGGUCCUGGAAUACCCACAGCCAGGCCUGGACAUCAUCAAGGAACUGACAUCUCCCCGCCUCAUCAAAAGCCACCUCCCCUACCGCUUCCUGCCCUCCGACCUCCACAACGGCGAUUCCAAGGUCAUCUACAUGGCCCGGAACCCCAAGGACCUGGUGGUGUCUUAUUACCAGUUCCACCGCUCGCUGCGGACCAUGAGCUACCGAGGCACGUUCCAGGAGUUCUGCCGGAGGUUCAUGAACGACAAGCUGGGCUAUGGCUCCUGGUUCGAGCACGUGCAGGAGUUCUGGGAGCACCACAUGGACUCGAAUGUGCUUUUCCUCAAGUACGAAGACAUGCACCGGGACCUGGUGACCAUGGUGGAGCAGCUGGCCAGGUUCCUGGGGGUGUCCUGCGACAAGGCGCAGCUGGAGUCGCUGAUCGAGCACUGCCACCAGCUGGUGGACCAGUGCUGCAAUGCCGAGGCCCUGCCCGUGGGCCGGGGAAGGGUCGGGCUGUGGAAGGACAUCUUCACUGUCUCCAUGAACGAGAAGUUCGACCUGGUGUACAAGCAGAAGAUGGGGAAGUGCGACCUCACGUUCGACUUUUACUUGUAAUAUCAGCAACCGCACACUUGCAUGCUCACAGUGCCCAGACACUAUAGCUCAGAGUCCCGUUUGCACUCAUUUGUUCCUUGCUGGACAGACUCUGGAAGUGAGACCCCGGGGGAGGGAGGGGACAUGGCCGGAGAAGCUGGAGAAAGCGGGUUUGAGUUCUGAUCCAGAGCAGCUGUCUCGCCUUUGAAGUCUAAAACGUCUGCCCACAAAGAUGGCGAUUCUGCUGGACCACGUGUCACGUCUGUUAACAUAUGCAACUAGAGUGUCUGCCUUUAUUACGACCCACACUACGUAUUGUAUUUUAUAGAGCUUUUCACUGGAAACCUGAAUAAAUGUCAGUAAACCAAAUAAAAGUUCAUUUCCGAGGGGCUCAGGAGAGCCACACCCAGGUGGUAGGAAGCGCUCAGGGUUGACUUUAUUUUUUUUGUCAUUCACAUGGCACAGCCAUUCGGUCCUCCCCUGGUGAGGACCGGGGUGAGGCUGGGGUUGGGGGCCCGAGUUUCCCCGGUGGCUCAGUUCUCAGCAGCCGCCCUGAGUUGCAGCAGGAGCUGUUCUCAGGGCGGGGGAGUGUUUUCAGAGGCUGCCCUCGGGCCAGCGGCCCCGAGGCCGACGCAGAGGACCCAGAGGGGUGGGCAUGUGAUGCGGUGACCCAAGAACGGCCCCCUACCCCCACCCCCCACCCCAGCAGAGACAGAACCUGACUUUUCGUUCCACGGUCUUUGAUUCCCUGAAGCAGAAACCUGCUUAUGUUGGCAAACAGAUGGCUUGAUAGUACUUUCUAGAACUCCUGGGUCUAUACCUACUGUUCAUUGUUGCAUCUGGGCCUGCGACUCUCAGCCCCAGAGACCCACCGAGUGCGUGUGGCGCCCCGUCUUGGCCCGGAUGGCCUGGCGGUGUCGCCUUGGUGCUGCUCCAGGGCCUGGAGGCGGGGGUCUGCCCUGCCCCGCCUCCCGCUUCCUUUGCUGGCCCACGGCAGGCUGGAGGAGUGACAAGAGGCAGUGGGCGAGCUGCAGGGCUGAUUGACCUGCACGCAUGUCGCCGCCCCUGUGCACCGGGCUAUCCUGGCUGUCCGUGGCUGGAAAGUGCCCGGGGUGGUGGGGCCAGAGGAGUCGCCUCCUCCGCAGGAGGGUCUGUGCUGAGAGUGGACGGGAGCGCUUCAGUCGUUUUGUCAAGGAGAGCAGCUUGGACGGGGCAGGUGGUCCUCGGCAUUGUGCAGUGGGCUUGGCAGCACCUCUUUUCUGUGUAUCUGCGAGGGUGGCUGCUUUCUGUGAAAUUUGUUUUCUAUUUUUCUAUUUUUAGUACUGUAUGGAUGUUACUGAGCACCAUGUGUGAGACUUCUCUGUGCUUGCUUGCAUCUUUAAUAAAGACAUAUCCCAUG
Messenger RNA from Capra hircus (goat), 2280 nucleotides. RefSeq names its product sulfotransferase family 4A member 1 (gene SULT4A1). Lineage: Eukaryota; Metazoa; Chordata; Mammalia; Artiodactyla; Bovidae. Gene Ontology annotation, cellular component: cytoplasm. The coding region runs from base 48 to 902 and encodes 284 amino acids. The transcript is spliced from 7 exons. The record is from RefSeq and is a predicted model, not a curated record. Gene Ontology annotation, biological process: sulfation. Gene Ontology annotation, molecular function: sulfotransferase activity.